CAUACUCGCCCCCCCUUCCCCUUUUCUCAUCCUCCUCUCCGCGUCAAGUCCAAGCGACCACCAGAGAUCUCUCUCGCGGGGCGGCCAGGUCCUCCCCAUCCCGCGGCCACCACCCACCUCCGAAUCUGCCUUCCCCAGAACCACCGCGACCCCUCUUUCUUUCCUUCUUCCUCCUCCUCCUCGUGCCGUCUCCAAGCUCCCUCCAGCUUGCGAGGCGAACUAUAAAUAGCGGCUUGGGAGCCUCUUCCUCUGCCAAGACGCAGCAAACAAACAGCACAUCGGAAGCCAAGCCCCAGGAAAGAGGAACGCACGAGCAGCAUAUGUCACAGAGGGCCAGCGUCCCACACUCCUCCUCCAUAGCCUUCGCCCUCCAUUCCCAUCUCCUCGUCUCCAGUGAGAUGUGCCCCAGCUCCUAUUGGCAGCAAUAGGAAUAGAAAAGAUUGCUCCUUUCUUUUGAGCUUUCUUGCAAUUUUGGUCUUCUUUCCUUUUGAUUUGGUUUCUUUCCGUCCGAUUUGUGAAGAGGAGGAGCAAUGGGGUUCAAGGGAUUUGUGGAGGGUGGCAUCGCGUCCAUCGUCGCUGGGUGCUCGACGCACCCGCUCGAUUUGAUUAAGGUGAGGAUGCAGCUGCAGGGGGAGGCGUCGGCGGCGGCGGCGGCGGUCGCGCCGGCGCAGGCGGCGCUGCGGCCGGCGCUGGCGUUCCACGCGGGGCAGGCCGUGGCGAUCCCGCAUGACGUGAUUGCGCCGCCGAGGAAGCCCGGGCCGAUAGCCGUCGGCGCGCAGAUCCUGCGGGCGGAGGGCGCGGCGGGGCUCUUCUCCGGCGUGUCGGCCACCAUGCUGCGCCAGACGCUCUACUCCACCACCCGGAUGGGGCUCUACGACAUACUGAAGAAGAAGUGGACCCAGGAGAACGGCGGCGUGCUGCCGCUCCACCGCAAGAUCGCCGCUGGGCUCAUCGCCGGCGGGGUCGGCGCCGCCGUGGGGAACCCGGCCGACGUCGCCAUGGUGCGGAUGCAGGCCGACGGGCGGCUCCCGCUCGCCGAGCGCCGGAACUACCGCAGCGUCGGGGACGCCAUCGGCCGGAUGGCGCGCGACGAGGGCGUCCGCAGCCUGUGGCGCGGGUCGUCGCUGACGGUGAACCGCGCCAUGAUCGUCACGGCGUCGCAGCUGGCCACCUACGACCAGGCCAAGGAGGCCAUCCUGGCGCGCCGCGGCCCCGGCGCCGACGGGCUGGGCACGCACGUCGUGGCCAGCUUCGCCGCGGGGCUCGUCGCCGCCGCGGCGUCCAACCCCGUGGACGUGGUGAAGACGAGGGUGAUGAACAUGAAGGUGGCGCCCGGCGCGCCGCCGCCCUACUCCGGCGCCAUCGACUGCGCGCUCAAGACGGUGCGGUCGGAGGGCGUCAUGGCGCUGUACAAGGGGUUCAUCCCCACCGUGUCGCGCCAGGGCCCCUUCACCGUCGUGCUCUUCGUCACGCUCGAGCAGGUGCGCAAGGUCUUCAACGGCGUCGAGUUCUAAAGGCCACCGCCACGAUGAUGACGACGAACAAUCCACCUCUAGUAUUACUUCUGCUAGUACUACCUCUGCUGCUGAUGCUGCUGCUAUGAAUAAUUACUACUACAGCCUGGUUGAGAGAUUGUACCUUAGCCUGCCUCCCCAUGGCAUAUGUUCCUUCUGUUCCUGCAUUCGAACGAAUUUGGAUGGAUUUGAUCAAAAACUUCAAUGGAAUCCGCAUUUUUAAA
This is a messenger RNA of Oryza sativa Japonica Group (Japanese rice), 1738 nucleotides long. Its product is annotated as mitochondrial uncoupling protein 5. The record is from RefSeq and is a predicted model, not a curated record. Gene Ontology annotation, molecular function: thiosulfate transmembrane transporter activity; antiporter activity; oxaloacetate transmembrane transporter activity. NCBI's taxonomy places the organism in Eukaryota, Viridiplantae, Streptophyta, Magnoliopsida, Poales, Poaceae. Gene Ontology annotation, biological process: malate transmembrane transport; phosphate ion transmembrane transport; succinate transmembrane transport.